AUGAGCGGGUCGAGCACAGUCGAGCCCGGCCUGUUCACGCCAGAAAGGGUCGGCGCCACCUUGAAUGCCCUCGACCUCUCCCUCGUGUGCCCACUGAGCAACCGCCUCCUCUGCGUCCGCGCGCUCAUCGACGCGGCCACUCCUCUGGCGACCGGCGAGCAGGACCUGCGCCAGCCCGCGCUGCUCAUCCGCUGCAUCGACGCGGCGCUGCCUGCGCUCUUCAGCGGGGGCUCCGAGCUCAGCGACGCGGUGACCGAGCUUUUGGAGGCGCGCGAUGUGCCACCCUACUACGCACGUGCCGUGCUCGCCGGCUGCGCCAUGCCCCCACCUUGUGCGGUUCUGCUCGGGGCGCUGGCCGCCCACUCGGUGCGGUAUGAGGAGCAGCUCGGGCCCUCGUCGCUGGUGGCCGAGGCCAAGCUGCGCAUGCUCCAGUCUGCCUCCGACCUGCUCGGCGGGGCGGGCAGCCUCCCGGGCGCGGCGCUGCCUCUGCUCUGCAUGCUGCUGCUCCUGCUCAAGGGCAAGGCGGCCACGGUCGCGGCCAACGCCCUCGUCGAGCAGAGCCGCAUCACGCACGUGCUCGUGGGCGCAAUCCUCGGAGACGCGGACAGCCUCGAGCGCGUCGCGCUCCGAGUCCUCGCCCAGACAAUCGUGGCGCACGGCGCCUGCGCCUCCUCCGUGCUGCACCGUUGCGGCGUCGACAUUGACGAGCUCCUCGCCCGCUUGCCGCACCGGGGGAGCGCGCCCCCGCGGAGAAGCCUCUCGCUGCAGAUGUGCGAGCUGCUCGCCGCCCUCGCGGCGAGCGACCCGCAGCUCGCCGCCCGAAUCUGCCGCCCCCGUCCGCUCGACGCGCUCAAGGCGCCGCUCAUCUCUGGUGACCCGCUGCUGCAGCUCGCUGCGGUCGACGUGCUGGCGGUGCUGCACAGCCAGGGGUGCACGCGCGCCCUCUGCACUGAGGACACCGUCCCCUUCCUGCUCGAGGCGUGCCGGCCCAUUGGGCAGGGCACGGACCAGGCGGUCGACUCAGCCGGUGUCGCGCCGUCCGCCACGGUGGAUCAGCUGGAGCACCUGCGGGAGCAGUGCGUGGCGCUGCUCGGCGAGCUCUUGCACACACCGCACCCUCGCUGCAACUCGCUCCUCGCCCGGCUGCUCGAGGCGCUCCACCCGUCGGUAGCCGUCCGCUGGGCCGACAAGCUCCGCUGCCUGCGCCAGCUGGACGCGAGCCUCCGCUGCGCCGUCGCGCUGCUCGAGUGGUACUCGCCGCACCCCUCCGAGAUCCCGACCUGCCUCGACUUUUGCCAGGCCGGUGCGGGCCUGCUCGGGGACUGCAUCGACGCGGGCGUCGCCGAUGCGGCGCACGCGUCGCUCGCGCUGGCGGGGAUGGGCAGGCUCGCCGCCGCCGUGGCGAGAGGGUCCUCCCCAGCGCACGCCCCCGCCCUUUGCCACUUGUGCGCGCUCCUCGUGCCGCGCUCGCUCGGCGCGCUGCACCAGUUGGAGGAGCCAGCCGCCCUCGCCCAGCUCCUCCCCUCCACCUGCGAGCUGCUCGCGGCGAUGCUCUGCGGCAGCUCGCUCGAGGGCGGCGAGCGGCGAGCCCUCGCCCACGCGCACACGCGAGACUGCCUCUGGCUGCUCGACCUCUCCUCGCGCCAGGACGCCGCCGAGUCGAGCGCCCGCCUGGCCAUUGCCCUGCUCGGCGCCCUCGAGCGCGUCGAGCCGCCGGGCGGGCAGCCGGGCGGGGUCGAGCUCACGUUGCCUUGCACGGGCCUGCACUCUUGCGUCGCUCGCGUCCCGCUGUACUCCCUCGAGCUCCUCCUCCUGCUCCUCGAGGUUGCCCGCGGCGGCCAGCACGAGGAAGGCGCGCCGCCUUGGGCACAGGUCGAGGGGAGCACGCACGACCCCGAGGCGCAGCUCCAGAUCGAGGAGAUCCUGCUCGCCCUUCACGCCGUCCCGCGCGGCUCGCUGCACGCCAGCCUCCCCGUCGCGACGCUGCUGCGCCUCGCGCGCGCGUGCUUGGCGCCGCUGCACCCGACUCACUCGCCGCAGCAAGCGCUACACCACAGCGGUGAGGCGGCUUGCCACUGCCUUCAGCUGGCGCUUCUCGAGUGCAGCCCUGCCGCGCUACUUCAGGACGCAGAGUGCGUGGCGUGGCUGCUCUCGGGCGCGCCAUCGCCAACAUCGAUCGUGCCGUGGGGCGCUGCCGCCACCCCAACCGAGCGGGCUUUCUCCUCCGCCGGAGGGGCCGGUGCGGGCGAGCAGACGUGGCGAAUGCUGCUGGCGUGGGCGAGAGGGUGCUACUCCGAGACGACAACGCGCGCGUCGAUGGCCGGAGGCGAGUCAGUCCGGCGCAACUUGGUCAAGGGCGUCCGCGAGAGCGGCGAGGUAGGGGCACACCUCCUCGUCUCGCUCCUGUCGACCAACCUGCAAGCGGCGCGCGAGGCCGGCGACGACGCUGUUCUCGCCGUGCUGCGCCUCCUCUCUCGCGUGCUGGUGCCGCCGCCCCACAAUCCGCCGCGCAGUGCCGACGACCCGGGCAUCUUCCCAAUGCUCGUCGCCGCUGGACUCGCUCCGGCGCUCAGCCGGCUCUGCCUGCACCCCGACGUGGACGGCGCCGCCCUCGCCCUCGUCUUCCGCUUGCUCGCCUCUUCCAUCGCUUCGACCGAGGACUCUGCGGGGCGCGACCAGAGCAGGCGCGAGUUUCACCUGCAAAUGCGGCAGGGCUUUCACAACGUACUCCGGCGCGCUCACUCGGUGCUGCGCCCCGGCCCGGCAGAGCCUGGGUGCGGCGGCAUAGGGUGCGGCAUAGGGUGCGGCAUGGGGUGCGGACCGGAGCCCGUCGCCAACGCGUCGCCUUCGACGGCGUGGCCCGACGCCCGCCCUGGCAGCGCGGCCGACGGCGCGGCCCGGCGGGAGCUCCUCAACCUCCUCAACGUCUCGCUCGCGAUCUCUCUCGACUCUUCCCUCGACGUGGCCGACUGCGCUGUUGGCGGCGGCGGCGCGAUGGCGGUGCCCGACGUGGUCUCAGCGCUGGUCGCCGACCGCGAUUUGCUCGCGCAGGUCGCUGCGCUUGCUACGCCGGACCGCUCCGGUGGGGGCAGCCGUCGCUCGACCCCCGAGUCAGCCUCCGACGAGGAGGAGAUGCAGCUGUGCGCCCUGGGGGUCCUCGUCCAGCUGCUGCGCGCAGACCAGGCGAGGGGACUCGCGGACCGGCAGGCGAGCCCCGCCGCCGUCCUCGUCACGUGCGGCCUGUCGGCGGUCGACACGCCGCGCGCCGCGCUGCUCCUCCGCCUCGCCGGUCUCCUCGUCCAGCUCUGCACGCCCUCACCUCACGAUGCGUCGCCGCCCGGGGCGUUGUGGCAGCCGGCAGACGCUCCGAGGGUCCAGGCGGUCGUGUGCAGCGGGCUGGUCGCGGUGCAUGGGCCCGCCCAGGCGGGGCUGGCGUGUUUCCUGCUCGCGCUGCAGCGCCGUCCGGACCGCGCGCCCCUCGCGCAGAUCGCAAGCCACCCGUGGGUCCUCCUUCUCCUUGAAAAGUUCGUCGCGGAGCUGCCGCCGCCGCCGCCGCCGCCGCCGCCGCCGCCGCCGCACUACGGCCUGCCCGCACCCGCAUCGACCGGGCCCCGCUUGCCUCCCGCGGCCUGCACGGCCUGGAGCGCCCUCCUCGGGGGCCGGCCGGCGUGGAGCGGCAGGCUCGCCUCGGACAAGAGGCGUGUCGCCGCGUGCGUGGGGCAUGUGACUCUCGAGGUUGCCCGAGGUCACCCGAGACUGCAAGGGGCGUGUAGGCACGUCGUCGCGUCUCUGGUGGCGCGACUCGAGGCCGAUUGCGAGGCAGACCUCGAGGCCGUCGCCCGCUCCGCGUGCCCUCGCCGGCGCCUGCUCAAGGCCCUCGGCGAGCUCGGGAGCUGCGCCGCCCGCGACGCCCUCCGCAACCGAGGGCCUGAGGAGAUGGAGACGGAGGACGAGGCGCCCCACCGACAGCUUCCGGCGCCGGUGGGGGAGGGUGCGACCGUGACGCUGGCGUACCUCAUGAGCUGCCACGACGUGGUUGUGGCUUGCUGA
Molecule: messenger RNA, 4050 nt
Organism: Emiliania huxleyi CCMP1516
Lineage: Eukaryota; Haptophyta; Isochrysidales; Noelaerhabdaceae
Exons: 4
Coding region: 1-4050 (1349 amino acids)
Source: RefSeq, a predicted model, not a curated record